This is a messenger RNA of Drosophila willistoni, 2021 nucleotides long. RefSeq names its product pyruvate dehydrogenase [acetyl-transferring]-phosphatase 1, mitochondrial (gene Pdp). Gene Ontology annotation, biological process: protein dephosphorylation. The transcript is spliced from 5 exons. NCBI's taxonomy places the organism in Eukaryota, Metazoa, Arthropoda, Insecta, Diptera, Drosophilidae. The record is from RefSeq and is a predicted model, not a curated record. Gene Ontology annotation, molecular function: protein serine/threonine phosphatase activity. Bases 174 to 1622 code for a protein of 482 amino acids.
GACAUUUUUUUCAUAGGCAAAAAAAAAAAAAAUUUAUCUAAUGACAGGAGUUUAUUCAACAUAGUACAAAUGUUUACACAGCCUUUGACAACAACGACGACAACAUCAAAAAUUGUGCUCUCCAAAUUUAAUUGGAAAAUCAAAAUUAACCAAAUCGAAAACCAACGCGAAGAAUGUGGAAAUUCUUGAUAAACGACGCUGUGGCCUAUGUGCGCGGCAAUGUAAGGGAUUUCAGCUUGAAUGCCCUGCGACUGCUACCCCAGUUACCGCAACUAAGUCCCUAUGAUGUGAACUUGGUGCUGCGAGAGAAUGAGUUUGUCUACAACUUUCCAUUAGAGGGCGUAAUACGCAGCUAUGAGACAAAUCAAUUGGGCUCGAAUUCCCCAUGCGAAGACUCCCGCACUGAGGCCAGUCUCCUAUAUCGCCCCAAUGGCUUCGUAUGUGGCAUUUUCGAUGGACAUGGUGGUGCGGCCUGUGGCCAAGUUGUAUCCAAACGACUGCUACGCUAUAUAUCAGCAGCCACCCUGCCACGGCAAGUACUGCGCGAGCAAAUGGAACAGCCGGGCGGUUGCACUAGUCAAUCUUUUCUCAAAUGUCACAACGAUAAUGUGGACUUUGUCAAUGAAAUAAAGCCCAUCUAUGAGCAUAGUUUUCAGAAAUAUAUUAAAGAGUUGAUCGAAAUGCCAGAACGGGAUGUGGCCAGUGAAUUAAAAGAUGCAUUUCUCAAAUUGGAUGAGAGUCUAUCGAAUGAAGCCUUAACCUCCAAUGAUCCACGCACUAUGAACGUUGCUCUAUCUGGUGCUGUGGCUUGUCUAGUUCAUUUAGAGGGUCUGCAACUUCAUGUGGCCAGUACGGGGGAUUGUGGUGCUGUUUUGGGUACGCUCGAUCCAAAGACCAAUCAAUGGAUACCCAAAAAAUUGAAUCAGGAGCACAAUGUUGAUAAUAUGCAAGAAGUGAAACGCAUUUUGUCCGAACAUCCCAAAGGGGAACGCGAUACAGUGAUACGAAAUGGUCGCCUUCUUAGCCAACUGGCGCCCCUUCGGGCGUUCGGGGACUUCCGCUAUAAAUGGUCACUGGACAUUAUGAAAAAGCAAGUUUUACCUUUAGUUGGAGAUCACGGUAUGCCGCCACACUAUUAUACCCCACCCUAUCUGACCGCCCAGCCAGAGGUGCAGCAUCAUGAGCUAAGUGUGGGUGAUAAGUUUCUAGUCAUAGCCAGUGAUGGACUCUGGGAUUUUCUAAGUCCCAGCGAUGUGGUCAGUCUGGUGGGUGAGCACAUCAACUCGAAAAAGAUUUUGGAACCGAUGCGUAUACCUGAGGGCGAUAUCACAUUGAAUCAAAUCUCCGAACAAUUGGCCGAGAGGAAAGCUGGUCUAACUCGCAAGCCUGUGGAUCAAAAUGCUGCUACGCAUCUAAUACGCCACGCCCUGGGUGCUACAGACUAUGGAAUUGAACACUCCAAGAUCUCGUAUUAUUUGACUCUGCCCAAGGAUGUGGUGCGUCUAUAUCGUGAUGAUAUCACCAUUACCGUCAUCUACUUUAAUUCGGAGCACAUUGCCGAAUUAAGGAACGAGUACCACCCCCCCACGCUAAGUGAACCAGACAGUCCAUUGGCUGCGUGAUGCCUUGAUCGAUUUAUCUUAUCCUCCAUCCUUUCAAGACUUUUCUUGCAUGCAUGUGCAUCCUAUGUGUAUGUGUGUGCGUGCGUGCGUAUGUGUAUGUACAGAUCCAUUUUUAUAUUUUAUAAAAAUCUGUAUUUAUUUUGCAUUAUGUGAAUUGGAUCAACAUCAGCUAAGCAAAACAAAAAACUCUAGGCAAUAAGUGUUUCCGUUUAAGUUACGUUUGUAAAUUUUUAUCAUGCCGAAUUGUUAAUGCUAUAUCCGUUGCCCAAUUAUAGAAAAAAACAAAAUACAAAACAAAUGUUAAACUGGUGGACUUGACGAAGCCCCACAAUUAGCACCGGCUAAAUUUAAAAAAAAAUAUAUAUAUAUACUAAAAAUAAAGAGACCUCAAAUACUAAA